Molecule: messenger RNA, 3287 nt
Organism: Betta splendens (Siamese fighting fish)
Lineage: Eukaryota; Metazoa; Chordata; Actinopteri; Anabantiformes; Osphronemidae
Gene: vapb
Product: VAMP (vesicle-associated membrane protein)-associated protein B and C
Exons: 6
Coding region: 201-932 (243 amino acids)
Biological process (GO): endoplasmic reticulum membrane organization
Cellular component (GO): endoplasmic reticulum membrane; plasma membrane
Molecular function (GO): FFAT motif binding
Source: RefSeq, a predicted model, not a curated record
CGUCUCUCACUCCCUUCCUGCUGCAUCACAACAGCCGCUAGCAGCUCGAGUAGCACCAGUGACCGGGAGGACAGGAUAUCCACCGCUAAUUCACUGAGGAAAUAACUCUGUGGACAGUGCAGCGCUCAGCCACAUCCUGACACGGGGGUGACCGACAGGAACUGAUUGCAGCGAGACAACCCCGCUCCAGCUGUUGGGAUAUGGCCAGGCCGGAACAGGUUCUGCUCUUGGAGCCUCAGCACGAACUGAAAUUUAGAGGUCCAUUCUCAGACGUGGUCACCACAAAUCUCAAGCUCUCCAACCCUACAGACAGGAAUGUGUGUUUCAAGGUGAAGACAACGGCGCCACGCCGGUACUGUGUGCGGCCAAACAGUGGAAUCAUCGAUGCAGGCACUUCGAUCAACGUCUCAGUUAUGCUGCAGCCCUUUGACUACGAUCCCAAUGAAAAGAGCAAGCAUAAGUUCAUGGUCCAGUCCAUGCUCGCACCCCCUGACAUGACUGACAUGGAGGGAGUGUGGAAGGAGGCUAAACCAGAGGAGCUGAUGGACUCAAAGCUGAGGUGUGUCUUUGAUAUGCCAGUGGAGAACGAAAAAACGCAUGACAUGGAGAGCAGCAAGAUGAUGUCGUCCGGCUUGUUAAAGUCAGAGUCCUCCACACUUCCUGCAAAGUCACUGAGCUCCACUCUUGAUGAUGGGGAGGUGAAGAAGAUCAUGGAGGAGUGUAAGAGGCUGCAGAUGGAAGCUCAGAGGCUACGAGAAGAAAACAAACAGAUCAGGGAGGACGAUGUGCUGCGGAUGAGGAAGAGUAACAUGAUGUCGUCUCAGCACCCCUCAGUUGGCAUGAAGAAAGAGGAGGGCUUGAGCGCCCGCACAGUGGCCUUCAUCAUGCUGUUCUUCGUGGUGGGCGUCAUCGUGGGCAAGUUGGUCUUGUAGAGCGCAGGGCAGUUCAGUGAGCCGCAGCAUGCUUUCGGGGGAUGAAAACAAAACACAGGAUCUGGGAUUUUGGAUCAGAAAAUGCCAUAUCUGCUGGGUGGGGGGUGGUAACAGUUUUGAUUCAGUCUCAUUUAUGUAAAAAAAAUGAAAGGUAAUGUGGGGGAAGGGGGGGAUCAUUCCCACUGUUACAGGUCUUGCCUCUACCGAUCAUCUCGCAAUCAUCUGGCUCUUUUCCCAAAGCUUCAUUCAUACAGAUGACUGGUUCUGCAGGUGUGGGGUUGAUGGAAACUCGAUUUGAAGAUUCAGACCAUUUGUCAGAAUUUACUGACACUAGCAAAGUGGUGUCGGUGGGACUGCGUCAUUUAGUGUCGUUUAAAUAAAUGAGAGGCCAGAGCCUAUGUAAAUGUACACGUCAUCCCCACCACUGUCCAGCUGUUCUUUCCAGAUAACCCCUGUUAAAGGAAGGCACCGACCAGAGAGAUGAUCAACACAGUCGGUUUCACACAGGGCUAUCGAACAGAAGCUUUGCUAAACAUCCUACAUCAGUGAAGAAAACAAUACACCACACUGUUUUUCCUUUUUGUUUGUCUCUUUUGUUUUUGCUGUACGUUAAUCCUCACUCGGUCACUCAGUGCUCACCACAUCCCCAGGUGGCAGAGGGGGGUGUCUGCAUGCUUUCACACAGAGUGUUGCAUCUGGACUUUUGAAUCUAAUUUAAAUGAUAUUAUAAUAGUAAGAAUAAUAUUUUCAUUUGACUGUAGGUUCGCACAAUUACUUUGCAAUUACAAUUAAUUUUAUUUUCUCUCUUUUGUGUAAUGUGUUUUUACGGUUUAAUUUUUUUUUGCUAGGUUUGAAGCAUUUGUGAAUAAUGCAGCUACCUGAAACGUGAAUAGCAGGAUCCAAUGAUUUCAGUAAGGUCUCUCCAGAUGAAAGCCUUGCCUUGUGACCUUGUGGCCAAGUUAUUCUCAGGCUAAGAAGGAGGAAUAUACUGUAUAAAAUACGUUAACACAUAUGUGCAUGCACAUGCGCGCACCUGGAAAGCUCACAUACUGUAUAGUGUGUAAUCACAAGCGGACAGAAAGGUGAACAAAUUUGUUUCCUUGAAAACAACAGUGACACCACAGACCUAUUGCUCUUCAUUUUCAGCCUGUUUCCGUUUUCUGAAGCCAUACAUUUGUUGAGGUUCGUUGUUCAUGCCAAAUGUAUGUGACAGAUUAUAAAUUGCCUGCCACGAUUCUUCCCGGCUGGUGAUUUAGCUGUUUUCUAUUUUUCUUUCAUUCACCCACUGCAGCACCGUGUUGAUUUUUUUGUGUGCUUCUUUAGCAUUUAUCUGCAUAUUUAUUGAUUAUUAUUAUUAUUAUUAUUAUUAUUAUUAUUAUUAUUAUUAUUAUUAUUAUUAUUAUUAUUAUUAUUAUUAUUAUUAUUAUUAUUAUUAUCUCCUCCUAGAACACAUGUUCAUCUUUAAUGCACUAAAGUUAAAAGUAUUAUUUUCAUCCAGCAAGUUCUUUUUUUUUUCUCAAAUGAGACAGGCAGAGUAUAGAGUUCAGUCUUGAGGGCACCCCAUGAUAAUUUUAUACUACUUCAGAGCAUAUGGUUCAGAAAUCAACAAACAACUGCAACAAAACAGAUUGUUUCAUCUGCAAAUUUGCAUAUUGGAGAAAACAUCAAUGGCGAUUUGCAUUAUUUGAAAGAGUAAAACACUCACUUUUUUUGUCCAAAUGUAAUAAAGCGUCUAUAACCCUAGACUGCAGAAAAGAAAAAGGACCAAUUCCACUAUCAUUUUAUGUUAAAUGGAAGAAACAUAAACUAAACACGUGUGUGUUUCUGCUGUAUGUCUGAGUUGCUGGGUUGAAGAUGACUUGCUGCUUAAAGAGAGGGCAGAGCAGACCUGAGCUACAGUCCUGUUAAGGGUGAUCAGUCCUGGGUCGUAUAGUACUUACCGAAGAGUCUUAUGGAAUGAAUCCUGGUUGGAGUACUGGCACGUUUCACAAGAACAUAGUGUGUUCUGGAAUUAAGAAUUUCCCACUGCCUCGAUGCAGCGAAGCAAAACCAGUGCUACUCCAAGUAGGAUUAAACUAACAAAAGUUACUUGUAAAUACUUACUGAUCCAGGCCCAGUUGUAAAACACACUACACUGACAGAUACUGGAGUCCCUGACCAUCGCCGUGAUCAAUGUAAGCAGUCGGGAAACUGUUUUGUAUGUAUAUAAAUAAAUAAAUAAAUAAGUCUAUCUGAGAAGAAGAGUAAUAUUCCUAGUCAAGUAGUCUCUCUGGUGUAUAAAAACAGCCCAACCUGGUUGAACUAUGUAGCAUCUUAAUAAAUUAAAUGAAUAAAGCCCCUAUUCAACUGUGUGAA